This is a messenger RNA of Penicillium olsonii, 1722 nucleotides long. The record is from the annotation of a GenBank genome assembly. Lineage: Eukaryota; Fungi; Ascomycota; Eurotiomycetes; Eurotiales; Aspergillaceae.
AUGAAUUGGGAUGUCCGACUUGCAGGUUUCUGCAAUUCUUUCAAUAUGCCUUACAAGUCUCGCUGGACGAUUGACGUCCCGGAUACUCACUUAGCCUCUCUCUUGUUACAGUCGCCCACGGCGCCUCUUUCUCAAACCCAUAGAGCUUUCUUGGAUGCAGCUCGUGCGGAUACCCACUAUUUGACCACCCAUGACUUUCGACUUUGGAGCCAGCGGCUUGCCGCUGGACUACGCAAGUCCGGUUUGCAGCCUGGCGACCGAGUUCUAUUAUUCUCCGGCAACGACCUCUUCUUCCCGGUAGUAUUCAUGGGUGUGAUCAUGGCCGGUGGAAUCUUCACCGGUGCCAACCCAACGUUCGUCGCCCGCGAAUUAGCCUAUCAACUUCAGGACAGCGGUGCAACAUACCUUCUUUGUGCUACAGGAAGCCUAGAGACCGGUAUCGAGGCCGCAAAGCAAGCCAAUAUCCCCAAAGACCAUGUCUUUGCCUACGAUAGCUCGAUCUUCGAUGGUAACACCACCCCACAGCAGGGCUGUCGAUACUGGAGCGACCUUGUUGCCUCCAAGGAAGAAGGUGCAGCCUUUGCUUGGGAAGAGCUCUCAACUCCCGAUCUGUCACGCCGCACUCUGGCACUGAAUUACUCGAGUGGAACGACGGGUCGCCCGAAGGGCGUGGAGAUCUCGCAUAGGAACUAUGUCUCCAACAUGUUGCAGUACUGUCACUUCGGGACGCUGAGUCCCGACUACAAGAGCCGGCUUGAACGCUCGCGCUGGCUGUGCUUCUUGCCCAUGUAUCAUGCAAUGGCGCAGAAUAUCUUCAUUGCGGCUGCGCUGUAUCGCGCAACACCGGUGUAUGUUAUGCCGAAGUUUGACUUUGUCAAGAUGCUCGAGUAUACUCAGCGGUUCCGUAUUACGGAUCUGAUUCUCGUACCCCCGGUGGUCGUUGCAUUGGCUAAGCACCCUGCAGUCAAGGAUUUCGAUUUAAAUUGUGUGGAGGCCGUUAUGAGUGGUGCGGCGCCGUUAGGAAGAGAGGUCUGUGAGGAGGUUGAGAAGUUAUGGCCUGCAGGGAAAAUCAACAUCAAGCAGGGGUGGGGAAUGACCGAGGCAACUUGUUCGAUUUUGGGCUGGGACCCCACUGAAAAAAGCACAUCCGCCUCUGUCGGUGAGCUCAAUCCCAAUUGCGAAGCUCGCAUUGUGUCACUCGACGGCCAAGAGGUCGAAGAGCGAAAUGUGCGUGGCGAACUUUGGGUGCGCGGGCCCAAUAUUAUGACAGGCUACUGGCGCAACGACAAAGCAACCCAAGAGACUAAGACCGCCGAUGGGUGGCUCCGGACAGGAGAUAUUGCAUUCGUGGACGAUUUGGGCAAAUUCCACGUUGUGGAUCGCAUGAAGGAACUAAUUAAGGUCAAGGGCAACCAAGUGGCGCCCGCCGAGCUCGAAGCUCUGCUUCUCGAACACCCGGCGAUCGCAGACGUUGCUGUGAUUGGGGCAAUAAUCAAUCAUGACGAACGCCCUCGCGCAUACGUGGUUCUUUCUCCCGAAAAAACCGCCACCGCGGACGAGAUCGCGCAGUUCGUGAAUAGCAAAGUUUCCGCCUUCAAGCGGAUUACAGGCGGCGUGGUAUUCCUCGACGCCAUCCCCAAAAACCCAUCGGGCAAGAUCCUGCGGGCCAAAUUGCGCGAUCAGGCGAAGGAGGAGCUCAGGGGUGUCACCGCCAGACUUUAG